Chlorella variabilis is the source of this 2400-nucleotide messenger RNA. RefSeq lists its product as hypothetical. NCBI's taxonomy places the organism in Eukaryota, Viridiplantae, Chlorophyta, Trebouxiophyceae, Chlorellales, Chlorellaceae. The record is from RefSeq and is a predicted model, not a curated record. Bases 1 to 2400 code for a protein of 799 amino acids. Gene Ontology annotation, cellular component: nucleus; cytosol. Gene Ontology annotation, molecular function: cysteine-type endopeptidase activity; cysteine-type deubiquitinase activity. Gene Ontology annotation, biological process: protein deubiquitination. The transcript is spliced from 9 exons.
AUGACGCGGCGCGGCGGCCAGCAGGCCGGGCGGCACGGGCCGACGGGCCACAACGAGCUGUUCAAGGCGGAGGACCUCACGCUGCAGUGGCGGGAGAUGCGCAAGGCGGGCGCGGGGCUGCAGAACCUGGGCAACACCUGCUUCAUGAACAGCGUGCUGCAGUUGCUGGUGCACACGCCUCCCCUCGCGGAGCUGCUGCUGUCUGGCGGGUUUGGACGCGUGCACAACGGCGCGGUGAACGGCUUCUACCCCAUCCAGCUGGCGCGCGAGCUGGUCUCCCGCUCCCUGGCCCAAACCACCCGCAGCCCGCUGGCCCCCAUGAAGUUCGCCAAGUCGCUUCGCCGCAUCAGCAGGAGCUUCCGGUUGGGCCGACAGGAAGACGCGCACGAGUUCCUGAUAGCUCUCCUAGACGCCAUGCACGAGGCCAGCAUCGCAGGCAUCACGCCCAAGCCGUCCCCCGAGCUGGCCCAGACCUCCUUCAUCUACCGCAUCUUUGGGGGGCGCAUGCGCAGCCAGGUCAAGUGCAGCGAGUGCGGGUACGAGUCCAACACCUAUGACCCCUGCAUCGACCUCAGCCUGGAGAUCACACGUGCCUCCUCCGUCAAACGCGCGCUGGAACACUUCACCAAGGGCGAGGUGCUGGAUGGCGGCAAUAAGUACAAAUGCCCGCGACAGCAGAAGGCGGUGCGUGCGGUCAAGCGCAUGACUGUGGAUUCUGCCCCCAACGUGCUCAUGAUUCAGCUCAAGCGCUUCGAGUUCUCCUUCUCGGGCCACAAAAUCAGCAAGAAGAUCGACUUUGACCUGGAGCUAGACCUGGGGCCCUUCAUGAGCGAGGCACCCCUUGUGCCUGCCCUGUAUGACUUGUAUGCCGUGCUGGUUCAUAGCGGGCACAGCGUGCACAGCGGCCACUACUACGCCUAUGUGCGUGCCCCGAACGGCAUCUGGCACAUCUGUGAUGAUACGCACGUGGCACAGGUUGCCGAGCGGCAGGUGAUGGCGCAGAAGGCGUACAUCUUGUUCUACCUAAAGCGGCAGCCUUGCGCCAAACGGGCGCCGCUGUCAACCAGCAACAGGAGCGUGGCAAUGGCAGCUGCGCCGUCGCCCUCUCCGACAGGCGGUUCCGCACCUGGAGCAGCGGCACCAGCAGCAGCGGCGACGCUGGCGCGCCGCCAGGAUGUGCAGCAGCCUGUCCGGCUGGACGGGCAGCGUGGCAGCUCAGCAGCGACGCCAGCGUUGGCGCCAGGGAUUGGCAGCAAGAAGCGCAAGCAUUCAGAGGCUGCCACUGACAGUCUGCAGCAGCAGCAGCGCAACCGCCAUGCCGUGCGCCUUUGUGCGGCAGAGGCCGAUGAGCAGCAGCAGCUGAACGGACGCAUUGGCAAAAGUCGAGAGCAGCAGCAGGAUGGGCGCACGAGCAAGAAGCAGCGCCAUGCCCUUCGGCAGCAUGCGGCAGCACACAGCAGCAGCGACGCAGAGGUGCCCUUCGCCUCGCCUUUGCCAAGGCUUCGCCCGCGAGUGGUGCCCUCUCCGCUGGCUGUGACAGCUGCUCUGGCGGUGAGCCGGCGCGGCGCACGGCUAGCCGAGGUUAUCUCAAUCAGCCAGCACCAAAUGCUGCGCCCCAGGAGGUUGCUGCGGCAGAAGGGGCGGCUGAAGCGGUCGGCCGCGGCGGCAGCAGCGGCGGCAGCUGCCAGACGUGUCGAGCCGGCAGCAUUCCCAGCAGAGGUGGUGCAACGGGAGGAUAGGCCACGCGGUUCCGGCCCUGGCGGCAGCGCAGGCGCUUCUGUGGUGUCGGCACCAGACUGGCCCCCCGUUAAGCAGCAGGGCGCGACGGUGGGGGCAGCAUCUGGUGCUGGAGUGGAGCAGCAGCAGCAGCAAGAGUAUGGGCGCCGCCGCAAGCGUCGCCCGCCGCAGCAUGAGGAUGUUCAGCCGUCGGCAGCGCCACCGCGUGGUGCGAGCAGCGGCGGCCAGCAGGCAGAUGACGUGCGUGCCUUUCUGCGUGGCAGCAGCGGCGGCACCCGUCUCAGGCUGGAGGCGUGGGACCAUGCCGACAUGGCAGACAAGCAGCUGCAGGCGAAGCUGUUGCGAAAGGAGGCGCCCAAGCGUCGGCGGCUGGACGAGUACGACCAGGAGUACGACAAGGGCCGCACCAAGAAGGUGCGCGGCAAGCGUGGAGAUGGCAGCGGCAGCAAUGAAGGCCGUGGCGUGGGCCCCGACUUGGAUGCAGCCUGGCGUCAGCAGCAGCGCGAGGGUGCGCAGACGGAGCUGCGUGGCAACCGCAAGCGACGCUCCGCACAGAGCCAUCACGAGCAGCAGCAGCAGUUUGGCGGCCCUGCCAGCCGGCACGGCGGCACGCGGGGCGGCAGCGGCGGCCGAGGCCGAGGCCGGAUGUCCCCAAGAAGAUAA